AGCUGCCCGCUCCCUCCUCCCACACCCCCGCUACCUGCCCAGUCCCCGAAGCGAAGCGUGAGGAGGCUGCGAGCCAGUCGGGCGAGCCCACAACUUUGCAGCCUCGGGGAAGAUCAGGGUUGCGUCUGGGGCUCCUCCUGUCGCGACUGGAGCUGGGAAUGUAAUCGAGGAUGCUGGCCUUGCGGCUGCUCAACGUGGUGGCCCCCGCCUACUUUCUUUGCAUUUCCCUGGUGACCUUCGUACUGCAGCUCUUCCUCUUCCUGCCCAGCAUGCGUGAGGACCCCACAGCCACCCCGCUCUUCUCGCCUGCCGUGCUUCACGGGGCGCUCUUCCUGUUCCUCUCAGCCAAUGCCCUGGGCAAUUACAUCCUGGUCGUCCAGAACUCCCCAGACGACCUGGGUGCCUGCCAGGGAACCUCGUCCCAGAGACCUCAGCGCCCACCACCCAGCACCCACUUCUGCCGAGUGUGCGCCCGAGUCACGCUGAGGCACGACCAUCACUGUUUCUUCACCGGCAACUGCAUCGGCAGCAGGAACAUGCGCAACUUCAUCCUGUUCUGCCUCUACACCUCACUGGCCUGCCUUUACUCCAUGGUGGCCGGAGUGGCCUAUAUCUCAGCUGUCCUUUCCAUCUCCUUCGCCCACCCCCUGGCCUUCCUCACGCUCCUGCCCACUUCAAUCAGCCAGUUCUUCUCCGGAGCUGUCCUCGGUUCUGACAUGUUCGUCAUCCUCAUGCUCUACCUCUGGUUUGCUGUCGGCCUGGCCUGCGCCGGUUUCUGCUGCCACCAACUGCUGUUGAUCCUCCGGGGGCAAACCCGCUACCAGGUUCGAAAGGGGGUGGCUGUGAGAGCCCGGCCUUGGCGCAAGAACUUACAGGAGGUCUUCGGAAAGAGGUGGCUGCUUGGCUUGCUGGUUCCCAUGUUCAAUGUCGGCACUGAGAGCUCAAAGCAGCAGGACAAAUAGCUGGCAAGCACUCCAGCCAUUUCUGUGUCUCAGUUUCUCCUGAACGUAAGCCCACAGCACCCUUGUCUCCACCUGUGACACACCACACCCUCGCCUAGGAAGGGCCUCAUAUCCACCCCAGGUCUUAGUCCUCAGAGGAUAUAUUAACAGGUGCAUCCUGAUAUGGAAGGGAAAUGACUACCUGGGCACCACUAGGCUGCUCAAGGGCCAGCCAGGAAGGGAGCUGCUAAACUGUUAAGGUGUUUCUACUUCAAGUUUUUUCUUUUCUGGGAAGCCCUUCCCUGCCUCCUGCCUGGCCCAUCCACUCUUAUGUCUCAGGUCAUUGCUGCUUUUGCUAAAGCCCUUCUCCUUGUGUUGAUAGUGGAGACUACGUUCUUGCAGCUGGCAGGAGAUUCCACAGAACCUAAAGGCUGGUAAAUGGUAGUUGCCAUGCAUGAGAGGCAGUCGAGUAAGCUUUGCCAACUGCUGGUGAGAAUAGGAAGAGGUGGGGAUCCACCCUCAUUCCUGUGAGGGGUAGUCAGUAGUAUUUGUGUUGGAGAGGGGAGGAGCAUAGGCACUUGCUGCUCAGCCCAAAUGCAAGGCCCUUUCCCCAGAGACAGCAAUCAAUGGCCUGGUGUUCUUAAAUGCUGUUCUUUGCUCAACCUGAGCCCAUCUAACCUGGCCAGCCCAGCCCAGGAGUUAGCUGGAUAGUUCUUUUCUCUGGAAUUCCUCUGGCCUUUCCCUUUAAUCUCUAGUCUCAAGAUUUUUUGCUAGAUAUUAUGAAGGGAAGAAGGGAGAGAGAAGAGGGAAUUACUUACCCAUAAGUAAUAAGAGGAGUGUGUUUCUUAUAUAGCCUUAUAUAAUUGUGUGUGUGUGUGUGUGUGUGUGUGUGUGUGUGUGUGUAAGAGGGGGUGGAGGUGAGGAGUGUUGUUAUGAUCAUGGAGAGAGAGUGAGUAUUGGAGGGGAAGGAGGGAGGGGCAAAUGGGUUAACUCUUUUGUAACCAAAGCCAGCCAGUGUUUAAAUGUUACCUGGAGGGGUUGGGGAUUUAGCUCAGUGGUAGAACGCUUGCCUAGCAAGCACAAGGCCCUGGGUUCGGUCCUCAGCUCUGAAAAAAACAAAUAAAACAAAUAAAUGUUAUCUGGAGUGAGUGCUGGCCACUGGAGGUAUUUUGACAGGAUUUAGCCAGUUAUCUACCAGAAGAGAUUUUUUUUUGGUAGUAGUUUGUUCUAGAUGAAUUUAGAGAUCCUUUUCCACUCCUUGCUUCCAAUGUCUUCUUUGAGCCCAGGGACAAGAUCUUUAGAAACAAGAUCUUAGGCUGGAGAGAUGGCUCAGCGGUUAAGAGCACUGACUGCUCUUCUAGAGGUCCUGAGUUCAAUCCUCAAUAACCACAUGGUGGCUCACAACCAUCUGUAGUGGGAUCUGAUGCCCUCUUCUGGUGUGUCUGAAGAGAGUAAUGUGUAUCCACAUACAUAAAAUAAAUAAACCUUUAGAUGAAAAAGAAAGAAACAAGAUCUUUAGAGAAAAGAUCUUUUACCUGCUUUCAUGGGGCAGGAGGUAUGGUAACCAUGGAAAGAGUCUAAAAAUCAUAAGACUGGCUUUCUGCACACAACCCAGCCAUCCGGGAGACUUCUUCAUGUUAGCAGUAGUUGAGAGGGGCCCGCAGUGGAGGACAGGGAGGUAUAACUCUGUUAGAACCAGGUUGGUGCAGUUAGCUGUAGGGAGAGAAAAGCCUGGAGGUCACACUGAGCCCUGAAGAGUUUGUGGGAGUGACAGAAUAUUAGGUGCAAUUGCCAGUCCAUUCCUGCCAGUCUGGCUAGCUCUAGAUAGGGAUGCUGCCUUGUAUCCAGAGACCCAGAGGACCAGACAGACCCCUGGGGCAUAUGAAGGAGUGGGAGCCACAUAAAAACCUUCUCCUGACUUGGUCCCAGGGCCAAUCCACACAGGCACUGAGGCUGAAGCCUAUGCUCUGCAGUGUCCAGUGGGUGGCCACGGUGACCCCAGCCUCUGCCCAAGAAGAUCAUGAGUUGUUGAAUGGAACAGAUUAGAGGGUGGGGAUAUUACUCAGGCCUGACUUUGACACCCUCCAGAGGGCACCAUUGGGCUUUUCUGCUCACACUUCUCCCUUGAGCAGUUAUUGUUUUUGGCCUUCUUUUGUUCGUACUCUAUCUGCUCAUCCUAGCUAUGUGUACCAAGCACCAACCGUGGGCUGCAUCUCAGUCAUUGGCAAUCCAGAUGCCCACCAUCGGAGGCAGAUGACUCCUACCAUGGCGCUCUGCUUCCUUGGCAGUCACUGUAGCUGACCCCUUGGAGAAGAAUGAUGUGGCAGGGGGCAAAAGGGGAGCCCCCUUCAGUGGAAGAGUCAUUUGAGGUAUCUCCCUUCACAGUUCUGGGCACCCUUUAGCAGCACGAAGAAACAAUGGAAGGGCAAUGUCUGGACAGUUCAGGCCCUGGACCUCUCUUGACCCUAGAGUUCAAACUUGAAAACCAGUCCUACGUUGUCCAGGCUCAGUACCACGGAGCCUGACAUCCUAGAGGGAAAAGGGAGUACCUCUGGUGGCCAGCUCUUUAAAUGUUGGGCAGGGACGAGUGGCUGUGGGGAGAUUGCCAGAUGUGGUACUGGAGUAGCAUUUGAACACAUGGCCCUCUGUUCUUAAUGAAGAAUAACAAUAAAACAUGUGGUUUUCAAACUGUA
Molecule: messenger RNA, 3634 nt
Organism: Rattus norvegicus (Norway rat)
Lineage: Eukaryota; Metazoa; Chordata; Mammalia; Rodentia; Muridae
Gene: Zdhhc22
Product: zDHHC palmitoyltransferase 22
Exons: 3
Coding region: 171-962 (263 amino acids)
Biological process (GO): protein localization to plasma membrane
Cellular component (GO): endoplasmic reticulum; plasma membrane; Golgi apparatus
Molecular function (GO): palmitoyltransferase activity; protein-cysteine S-palmitoyltransferase activity
Source: RefSeq, marked validated